Molecule: messenger RNA, 3868 nt
Organism: Pungitius pungitius (ninespine stickleback)
Lineage: Eukaryota; Metazoa; Chordata; Actinopteri; Perciformes; Gasterosteidae
Gene: ctr9
Product: CTR9 homolog, Paf1/RNA polymerase II complex component
Exons: 23
Coding region: 123-3590 (1155 amino acids)
Biological process (GO): regulation of DNA-templated transcription; transcription elongation by RNA polymerase II
Cellular component (GO): Cdc73/Paf1 complex
Molecular function (GO): RNA polymerase II complex binding
Source: RefSeq, a predicted model, not a curated record
GUUGCACUGGCCGCGAGCUGGCUUCCUGUCGGAAGCAUGAAGUAGCUACCAGAAGACAACGGGCUGGAGAUCCUGUAUUUUUUUAAUACUUCUAACUCUAAGUGGACCCUUCUCCAGUCAAGAUGUCUCGGGGCUCCAUCGAGAUCCCUUUACGGGACACUGAUGAGGUCAUCGAGCUUGACUUUGACCAGCUGCCAGAAGGAGACGAGGUCAUCAGCAUCCUGAAGCAGGAACACACACAGCUGCACAUAUGGAUUGCUUUGGCGUUGGAGUACUACAAGCAGGGCAAAACGGAGGAUUUUGUCAAGCUUUUAGAGGCAGCUCGUAUUGAUGGAAACCUCGACUACCGAGACCACGAGAAAGACCAGAUGACCUGUCUAGACACAUUGGCAGCUUACUAUGUUCAGCAAGCACGGAAAGAGAAAAACAAGGAUGCCAAGAAGGAGCUUAUCACACAGGCCACGCUGCUCUAUACAAUGGCCGACAAGAUCAUCAUGUAUGAUCAGAACCAUUUGUUGGGACGAGCCUGUUUCUGCCUGCUGGAAGGAGACAAGAUGGACCAGGCUGACGCUCAGUUCCACUUUGUCCUUAAUCAGUCCACCAACAACAUCCCUGCUCUGCUUGGUAAGGCUUGCAUCUCCUUCAAUAAAAAGGAUUACAGAGGUGCACUGGCGUACUACAAAAAGGCCCUCCGCACAAAUCCAGGCUGCCCAGCUGAGGUCAGGCUGGGGAUGGGCCACUGUUUUGUCAAGCUCAGCAAACUGGAGAAGGCUCGUUUGGCGUUUGGCCGAGCCCUGGAGCUUAAUUCCAAAUGUGUGGGAGCUCUCGUUGGUUUGGCGGUUUUGGAGCUCAACAGCAAAGAGGCCGAUUCCAUCAAGAACGGCGUGCAGCUCCUGUCUCGGGCUUACACCAUAGAUCCCAGCAACCCCAUGGUGCUCAACCACCUCGCCAACCACUUUUUCUUCAAAAAGGAUUACAGUAAAGUGCAGCAUCUGGCCCUCCACGCUUUCCACAACACAGAGGUCGAGGCCAUGCAGGCGGAGAGCUGCUACCAGUUAGCUCGCUCAUUUCACGUGCAGGAGGACUAUGACCAAGCAUUUCAGUAUUACUACCAGGCCACUCAGUUUGCCUCGUCCACCUUUGUGUUGCCCUUCUUCGGCCUGGGCCAGAUGUAUGUGUAUCGAAGGGACAAAGACAAUGCGGCACAAUGCUUCGAAAAGGUUUUAAAGGCCUACCCUAAUAACUACGAAACAAUGAAAAUUCUGGGCUCUCUCUAUGCCACAUCUGAUGAUCAGGAUAAGCGAGACAUCGCAAAAGGUCAUUUGAAGAAGGUAACCGAGCAGUACCCAGACGAUGUGGAGGCCUGGAUCGAGCUGGCUCAGAUUCUGGAGCAGACGGAUAUUCAAGGAGCGCUGUCUGCAUACGGCACAGCCACCCGCAUCCUGCAGGAGAAGGUGCAGGCCGACGUUCCACCUGAGAUCCUCAACAACCUUGGAGCUCUCCACUUCAGACUGGGAAACCUGGGAGAGGCCAAGAAAUACUUCCUUGCGUCUCUCGAACGGGCCAAAGCUGAAGGGGAGCAUGACGAGCAUUACUACAACGCUAUCUCUGUCACCACGUCCUACAAUCUGGCCCGCCUGUACGAGGCGAUGUGUGAAUUUCACGAGGCAGAGAAACUCUACAAAAACAUCCUCAGAGAGCAUCCUAACUACGUGGACUGUUAUCUGCGUCUUGGAGCAAUGGCCCGCGACAAAGGAAAUUUCUACGAGGCUUCUGAUUGGUUCAAAGAGGCCCUGCAGAUUAAUCAGGAUCACCCAGAUGCUUGGUCCCUGAUAGGAAACCUUCACUUGGCCAAACAGGAAUGGGGACCGGGUCAAAAGAAGUUUGAGCGUAUUCUGAAGCAGCCGUCCACGCAAAAUGACACCUACUCCAUGCUGGCUCUGGGUAACGUGUGGCUGCAGACUCUGCACCAGCCCACCAGAGACCGGGAAAAGGAAAAGAGACACCAGGACAGAGCCCUGGCCAUAUACAAACAAGUGCUGCGAAAUGACUCCAAGAACCUCUACGCUGCUAAUGGCAUCGGUGCCGUCCUCGCCCACAAGGGCUUCUUCCGGGAGGCUCGCGACGUGUUUGCGCAGGUGAGGGAGGCCACGGCAGACAUCAGUGACGUCUGGCUCAAUCUGGCUCACAUCUACGUGGAGCAGAAGCAGUACAUCAGCGCGGUGCAGAUGUAUGAGAACUGCCUGAAGAAAUUUUACAAAUACCAGAACACUGAGGUGCUGCUGUACCUCGCAAGGGCACUUUUCAAAUGUGGCAAACUGCAAGACUGCAAGCAGAUGCUGCUGAAGGCCCGCCACGUGGCGCCCAGCGACACGGUGCUCAUGUUCAAUGUGGCCCUGGUGCUCCAGAGACUGGCCACGUUAGUGCUGAAAGAUGAGAAAAGCAACUUGAAGGCUGUGCUCAGCGCUGUCAAGGAGCUUGAACUGGCUCACAGGUACUUCAGCUACCUCUGCAAGGCUGGGGACAAGAUGAGGUUUGAUCUGGCUCUUGCUGCUUCUGAAGCCAGGCAGUGCUCUGACCUUUUGAGUCAGGCUCAGUACCACGUUGCACGAGCCAGGAAGCAGGAUGAGGAGGAGAAGGAGCUCCGGGCCAAACAAGAGCAGGAGCGGGACAUUCUGCGUCAACAGAUUAAGAAAGAACAGACGGAGAAGCGGAACAAAGAGGUGGAAGAACAGAAAAAGCUGUUGGAGCAGAGGGCCUUGUACGUGGAGAAGACCAAGAACCUGCUCACCUUCGCAGAGGGAUCAAAGGAAAUGUCCAAAGAAAAGAAGAAGAGCGGUGGACGCCGUAAGAAAGGAGGCGACAUGGAGGAGUUUGUCAACGACGACUCUGAUGAAGACCUGCCGCUGAAGAAGAAGAAGAAGAAACGGGGGGGCAGUGGCAGCGAACAGGAUGAGGGCACCGAGGGAGACAAGCCACGCAAGAAGAGGCGGAAGCCUGCUAGAGGAGAGGACAGCGAGGACGAGGAAGGUGGAUCACGACCCAAGAAGCAGCGUAAACCCAAAGAACGCAAGCGGGUGGAAAAGCAACAACCUGAGCGUCUGCCGCCGUCACUCAAAGGAAAGAUCAAGUCUAAGGCCAUCAUCUCCUCUUCAGAGUCCUCGUCAGAUGAGGAUGGCCUGAAAAUAGCUGAAGACAGACACCAGAGAGACAGUGGUUCAGGAUCUGAUGAUGGAGGCGGCCACAGGAAGCAGAUUCCAUCCGACAGCGAUUCGGAUGGAGGGAGGAAACGCUCUGGCAGCGAGGCGGGCAGCCCCCGGCACUCCGUUGGCUCAGAGGACGACGAUUCCGGCAGCGACCGUCCGGUGAAGAAGAGGAGAGUGCAGCGGCAGUCGGACUCUGAGCAGUCCGACAACGAGAGCAAGAGGAGUCGGUCGGGGUCCGACGACGAGUCCAGGCCGAGUUCACCCGCCGCAGUGUCGGGGCGAGGAUCAGAUAGGGGCUCUGAGGCGGGAUCGGACGUCCAGGGCUCCCCGCGCCACUCAGACAAUGGCUCUGAGCCAGAAGCCUCCAACAAUGACAGCGAUUAAAAUCUUUAAGCUAUUCCCACGGGAAGCUCUACUUUUAAGGGAUAUGCGUUUGUGCGACAGCUGGGGAGUUUGCUUAAAGUAGUAUUGUUUGCCCAGUGUUACCGUGUAGUACUCACAUUUGACUGGAAAUUUCUUUUCAGAUGCUUUUGUUUAACAGAUCAAAUGGUUUGAAGUAGACGUAAUGUGCAAAUGUCUAUUUUCUAUUAAAGAUGGUUAAAUGAGUGACCCAGAAUGGAGAUGCUUCAAAGAAAAUGUUGAAUAAAACAAAUUGAGAUGUG